UAGAUGCCGCCCAUGGCGCUGGUGGAAUCCGUGAUGGCGCUGGUGGAUUACUCGUCGGAGGAGGAGCCCGCGCGGUCGGAGCUGCUGGAGAGCUCUGACGAGGAGGAAGAAAUCCGCAAUGGAGGUGAGGAAGAUUAUCAUCGCCAGCAGAAUGGCGGCGGCCACGACGAUCCAGGGCAGCUGCAAGAGGAUGAAGUGGUAGAGGAUGCAGCGAAUGCGCCGAGUUCUUCAUUGCUUUCUCCAGAAGAGGCCUUCUCAGAGAUUACAGGCCCUCCGGAGUUCCUCAAGCACGCGAUCAGUAGCGAGAGGCUGGAGCAACAGCAACAGCAGCAGCAAAAGAAACCUGUUGAAGCGGUUGUGGAGGCCAAACCACAGCUGGUGGCUCGCAGCAGCACCGAGGCUGUUGUAGCAAACGAAGCAACAGCGUCAGCGGCUGGAGAAGCAACGCCAAGAGUGAUCCAGCCGCAGAAUCCUCCGGCACAAGACGCGGCCGAGCUUCUAAGGAUGUGCGUCCAGUGCGGAGUGCCAAAGACGUCGUCCGAGGGGCGGAUGGUGUGCCCGGUUUGCAGGGACCGUCCUCGCAACAGCGAGCCGGAACAAGUCGACAAGAAGAGAGCGCCCAAAGUGAAGGACAAGGAGAAGAGCAAGCGAAUGAAAGGACAGUCGAGUCACGCAACCUGGAAGUCGGAGACUGAGAUGCAACUCCGGCAGCAGUUCGACUAACAAGAAUUUUACACUGGUGAGCUAAGCACGAAAGAUUUUCUGAGCUUACAAGAGUCCUGAAGAAUCUGUCGCUGAGAAUGGCCGCCUCCCAAUCCUCCUCCGAACUUGAAACAUACACAUGGAACUCGUAAGAACUCGAGAUGGGAAAGUACGAAAGGAAAUUACCUGUAGCCUUUGCAAGCCCGGUUGCGAGAGUCCUUGCUGAAAAGUAACGCGAUCUAAGUUUCGUGAAGGGAAGCUUGUUUAAAAGAGAGAGAAGCGCACCAUAUUGGAAGAAAGAAGUGAAGCUUGGGCGUU
Messenger RNA from Selaginella moellendorffii, 1020 nucleotides. RefSeq lists its product as uncharacterized. The transcript is spliced from 5 exons. The record is from RefSeq and is a predicted model, not a curated record. The coding region runs from base 4 to 723 and encodes 239 amino acids. Lineage: Eukaryota; Viridiplantae; Streptophyta; Lycopodiopsida; Selaginellales; Selaginellaceae.